GACAAGUCACAAGCUUCUGACACUGAAUAGAUUUAUUUUUGACGCAGAGAAAAUCACUGUCUGUGUAAUUUCAGGAGAGAAAGUCCAGAAAAACAACAUGUUUUCACGAUCGUCUCAGUUUGAUCGGUCUCUAGAGAAGGCCACAAGCCAGCUUCUUCUAGAGCCUGACUGGGAUUCUAUUCUCCAGAUAUGUGACUGUAUCCGGCAAGGAGAUGUUCAGCCCAAAUCUGCUGUAGGAGGCUUCAAAAGAAAGAUAUCCGCAGAGAACCCACAUGUAUCUAUGUAUGCUCUUCAGGUUCUGGAGUCCAGUGUGAAGAAUUGUGGAAGCCUUGUUCAUAAUGAAAUUGCCACCAAGGAGUUCAUGGAAUUUAUGAAAGAUCAAGCUAAGACACGUACUGAUCCUGUGAAGGGUAAAGUCUUGGAGCUGAUUCAGUGUUGGUCGCAUGCAUUUCGUAAUGAGCCUAGCUUCAGGGUUGUACAGGAUACCUACAAUCUGAUGAAGAUGGAAGGUUUUAGUUUCCCAGUUCUGAAGGAAGCAGACGCCAUGUUUAUGGCGGAGAAGGCCCCUGAAUGGAAGGAUGGAGAAGUGUGCACUCGAUGUCGUGUUCAGUUUAGCAUGGUGCAAAGAAGGCACCAUUGUCGCAACUGUGGAGAAAUUUUCUGCAACAAAUGUUCGUCAAAAGCAUCUAUCAUACCCAGAUUUGGAAUUGAGAAGGAAGUUCGUGUUUGUGAAGCAUGCUAUGAAAAGUUAAAUAAAACUUCCACUGCAACAGCAAAGAAAUCUGGUUCAUCUGAAGAUGACCUGCCAGCUGAGUACUUGGCCAGUCCACUCUCUAAACAGCCUCAGGCCCCACCCAGCAAGUCUGAGCAGGAGAUCCAGGAAGAGGAGGAGCUACAGCUGGCCCUUGCCUUGUCCAAAAGUGAGCAUGAAACAAAGGAGAAAGAGAGGGACCGUAUCAGAUCUAACUAUGGACUGUAUGGAAGCAGUGGCAGUGACCAGUCCUCUCCACAAUCGAAGAGAAAUUCUGGCGUAUACACUCAACAGCCUGUGUCCGCUCCAGCCAUUGAUACCAGUGACAUGGACCCUGAACUGGCUCGCUACCUCAACCGUAACUAUUGGCAACAGAGGUCAGAAGACAACAAGUCAGCAGGCAGUAAUGUUGCCAACGUCCCAAGUGUGGUUUCCACAACAACGCCAUCAGCCCCUGCUGUAGCGGCUGAUCCCAAGUUCUCAACCCCCAAAGUGCAAGAGCCCUAUCAGAAUGGAGAGACGGACGAUGACCAGGCACAGUUCCUACAUGCUCUGCAAAGCAGCAUUGAGAUCUUUGUCAACCGAAUGAAGAGCAACUCUCAGAGAGGUCGCAGCAUUGCCAAUGACAGCUCUGUCCAGUCACUGUUCAAUGUCAUCAGCAACAUGCACCCACAACUGAUGAAUUACCUACAGGAACAAGAAGACUUGAGAACUCACUAUGAGUCCCUGCAGGAUAAGCUGGCCCAGCUGCGCGAUGCCCGCGAGGCCCUGGACGCUCUGAGGGACGACCAUGCUGAGAAGAAACGCAGGGAGAGAGAGGAGCUAGAGAGGCAGAGACAGAUCCAGAUGGCCCUCAAACUGGACAUCAUGAGACAGAAAAAACAUGAAUACCUUGAGAUGCAGAGACAGCUGCAUUUACAGAGGCUGCAAGAGCAGGAGAGGGAGAUGCAGAUGAGGUUUGAGCAGCAGAAACAACUCACCCAGAUCAGACAGAUGCAGGCUUAUGGAUAUCCACAACAAAUGUAUCAGCCUGGGAUGCCUGGUCAGAGCCCUGUGGGAUCGGUGGAAGGCUCCCCUGUGCACCAUGUACAACAGCAGCAUGCUGGUGGAUACAUGCCACCCCCGGGGCAAACCCUGCCUGGAUACGGACUGCCAGGCCAGACCCCUGUCUACAGCCAGUCACAGGUGCCUUACCAGGGUCAGGUGCCUGCUAAUAUGAUGCCUGGUAAUGUACCAGGAGCUUACCAGACCACAGUGGAUGGCAGUAUGUCACAGACAAGCAUGGGCAACUCUUACCCAGCCUCUGUGCCCAUAGGGUAUAACCAGGCUAACCCCCCAGGUAACACAGGAGGUCCCAAUCACACCCAAAUGGCACAACCACAAGGGUAUCAACCUGGUGGGAAUUCUGUGGAUUAUCAGUCAUUUAACAUGCAAAGUAUGAAUAAUGCCCUUCCCCCUGGCCAGAGUCAGCAAGUGUAUAACCCAGCCUCACAGCAGUACAUGGGAGGCGGGCAGCCCCAAGCCCAGUAUCAGCCGGGUAUGGGGCAAAUGGCACCCCCUCAACAGCAGAUGGCCCAGACCCAAGCACAGCAACCCCCACCCCAAGGCCAACAACAGCUCCUGGAGCCCCAGUUAAUCAGCUUUGAUUAAUAGUCUCCUGGUCAUCAUUGGUGUGAUAGUAAUCUAAAUGUUAUCUUUAUGUACUGUUUACAGUAGUUCCUCAAUUGAUGGCUAAGGAUUCAGACACAUAUAUAUUCAAGAUAAAUGUAUUAAUUAAUUAAUGUGCAUGUAGUUACACAAUCUCCUAACUGAUACGGCAUGUUGCAUAUAUUGUGUAUGGUCUUGCUGUAAUACAUGUGCUACAUGUAUCUCAUAUAAAUGGUCUGAGUCAUUAUAUAUACAUCCUUGUUCAGCUUCGGGGGCCUCCGGGGCUCAGUUGGUUAGCGCACUAGCUUGUAGUAAUGACCUAGGAGCCUGUCACCAGGCUGCUGUGAGUUCAAGUUCAGAUUAUGCUGGCUUCCUCUUUGACCGUACGUGGGAAAGUCUGCCAGCAACCUGCGGAUGGUCGUGGGUUUUUCCCGGCUCUGCUCGGUUUCCUCCCACCAUAAUGCAGGCCGCCGUUAUAUAAGUGAAAUAUUCUCGAGUAUGGCAUAAAACACCAAUCAAAUAAAUAAAUAAAUAAAUCAGCUCCACAUUGAUAUUAAUGUACAGGUAAAGGGCCUGUCCAGCUUCCCACGAAUAGGCAAUGUAUCAAGACAUUCCAUUUUCAGCAAUAUGUUAUUUUAUGUGCUGUCUAACAUGUGUUUAUCUGCUACAAACAGCUCUACAAGUCAGGUGUAGGUUGACCUUGCAACUCGGAGCAGUUUGGAGCAUCCGAUCAGGCACUGGGUUUAGUCAAACUGAGUGGGUUUGCCAGUUGAGCAUGUUGUACUUUUCUGCAAUUCAAAGCAUCUAGUUAUGUCCAGAGCUGUUGCUUGGGCCCAGACCUCAAGAUGUUUACGAUAACAAGUCGACCUACACC
This is a messenger RNA of Liolophura sinensis, 3272 nucleotides long. RefSeq names its product hepatocyte growth factor-regulated tyrosine kinase substrate-like. Bases 98 to 2401 code for a protein of 767 amino acids. The record is from RefSeq and is a predicted model, not a curated record. NCBI's taxonomy places the organism in Eukaryota, Metazoa, Mollusca, Polyplacophora, Chitonida, Chitonidae. Gene Ontology annotation, biological process: endocytic recycling; receptor internalization. Gene Ontology annotation, molecular function: phosphatidylinositol binding; metal ion binding; ubiquitin binding. Gene Ontology annotation, cellular component: early endosome. The transcript has 16 exons.